AUGUCUUCACCAUCCGGUGUUGGGUCGUAUUCGAACCCUUUGAAGAAAUUCAAGCUUGUCUUCCUCGGCGAGCAAAGUGUCGGCAAGACAUCGUUGAUUACUAGGUUCAUGUACGACUCAUUCGACAACACAUACCAGGCGACAAUUGGGAUUGACUUCCUGUCGAAGACAAUGUACCUCGAAGACCGAACCGUACGACUUCAACUCUGGGACACGGCCGGCCAGGAACGAUUCCGAUCUCUGAUUCCUUCUUACAUUCGCGACUCCAGUGUAGCAGUCGUGGUUUACGAUAUCUCAAAUGCCAAAUCCUUCCAGAACACCCGGAAAUGGAUCGACGAUGUGCGGGGCGAGCGAGGAAACGACGUGAUUAUCGUGCUGGUGGGUAACAAGACUGAUUUGAGCGACAAGCGUGAAGUCACAACGGCGCAAGGUGAAGAGGAGGCGAAGAAGAACGGUCUCAUGUUCAUCGAGACUAGUGCAAAGGUUGGCCACAACGUCAAGCAGCUUUUUAGGCGGAUAGCUCAAGCUCUGCCCGGCAUGGAGGGAGAAGCCAACAGGGGAGAAAGCCAGAUGAUUGACGUUAACAUCCAACCCAAAGAAACGACGAGUAACGAAGGAUGCGCCUGCUGA
Aspergillus puulaauensis is the source of this 630-nucleotide messenger RNA. It is a transcript of the gene RAB6A, whose product is annotated as Rab family GTPase YPT6. The transcript is spliced from 5 exons. Gene Ontology annotation, molecular function: GTPase activity; GTP binding. Bases 1 to 630 code for a protein of 209 amino acids. The record is from RefSeq and is a predicted model, not a curated record. NCBI's taxonomy places the organism in Eukaryota, Fungi, Ascomycota, Eurotiomycetes, Eurotiales, Aspergillaceae.